UCAUUUGAACAGAUUCUGAGCUUCUGAAAGUCUUCAUACAGCUUAAUGUUAGAUUUUAUCCACAAAGCCAACAUGAGGAUGAAAGGCUACAUUGUUCUUUUGGUGCAUCUUGCACUUUCUUCAGGACUCUCCAUCCCUGGAGUAGAUAUAGAAAUAGGCGCGUUUGAAGAAAACGGGAUAAAAGAAGAUUUGACUCUUGACGACAUUCGGGAGCCUCCAAACCUUCAAAGGAGCACCCUUCUUUCUGGAGAUAAACUAUGGACAUCCCCAGUUCCAUAUGUCUUGGAUAAAGGCCUGGACUUGAAUGCUAAAGGAGUCAUCAUGAGAGCCUUUGAACAGUUCAGACUGAAGUCAUGCAUUGAUUUCAAACCGAGGGAUUCUGAGGAAUAUUACAUUAACAUCCAGAAGUCAGACGGUUGCUGGUCAUAUAUUGGUCAAAUAUUCUCCAAUGGUCAGAAUCUCUCUAUCGGUGAAGGCUGUGACUACAUUGGGAUUGUCGAGCAUGAGCUUUUUCAUGCUCUUGGUUUCUACCAUGAACAGUCUAGAUAUGACAGAGAUGAUUUUGUACGGAUUGAAUUAGCCAACAUCCAAGCAGGUAAAGAGCAUAAUUUUGACAAGGCUAGCAGUAGUGUGAGCACUACACAUGGAGUCCCAUAUGACUACAUGUCGGUGAUGCACUAUGGCAAAAAUGCAUUCUCAAAUGGCAAAGGCUCUACAAUUAUCACCAUCAACCCCAAAUUCCAAGAUAUGAUUGGUCAAAGGCUGGAAAUGAGUCCUAGUGAUGCUCUAGAGCUGAACCUUCGCUACAACUGCAAGUCAACUGUUGCAUUUAAUUCUUACUGUGGCUUUUCGAAUGGAUCGAUGUGCCAAAUGAGCCGCUGCUCACAAGGUGGGAUUAGCUGGGAAGUUGUUACUCAAGUUCCUGGGGGCCCCAGUUCUGACCAUACCAGUCUGCCAAGUGGAAAUGGAGACAACGGUAAUGAAACUGGGUACUUCAUCCAUGUGAGCACAACAUCAGGACAAGAGGGAGAUUCAACUCUACUGGAAACCAAGAUAGUGAAACCUACCAGGGCAUGUAAUGUCCAGUGUCUGCAGUUCUACUAUUUCCACAGUGGAAAUAAGUUAGAUGAACUUAAUAUCUGGAUCAGAGAGUUUCAAAAUGAGCAGGACAUCACAGGAACUCUUCGCCUAAUGGGACAAAUUAUUGGUUCACGAACAUCUCAUUGGAAGCUCCACCACGUUUCCUUGAAUGCCACCAAGGACUUCCAGGUUGUGUUUGAGGUUCGGAAAGGAGCAGGAAACUCCACAGGAGGUUUCUCAAUUGAUGACAUCAAUCUCUCAGAGACAGAGUGUCCACACUUUGCCUGGCAGAUUGAUGACUUGGAGGUUCUUUUAAACACAAACAGCUAUGGAGCCAGUAUGACCAGCCCACGACAAUUCUCCAAAGACGGCUAUGCAUACCGUCUAGUUGCUGUACUUUCCAAAACAUAUGUUUCAAUGUUCGUGCAGCUCUUGUCUAGUAAGAAUGAUGACCAGCUGCAAUAUCCUUGUCUGCAAAGACACAUGAUUUUCCAGUUGAUGGAUCAAACCCCGAACAAGCAACUGCAAAUGUCCAAGCAAUAUAGUUUUGUUUCUGAUGAAAAGGACGUAUUUUCUGGUUUCUCUGUCUGGGACAAUCCCAGGAAUACUAUAUAUGGAUUAUUUUAUGAGAAUGGAGAAAUAAUCUAUAAUGGGCCUUUCUGGGAUUACAACAAUAUUGUAACAUUAGAAGAAUUGCAAUCCAGAGAGUUCCUCAAGGGAGGAACUGCCAUUUUCAUGUUCAACUUUGAAGAUCUCACCCCACUAAUCAAUGGAACAACUUUACCAUGUCCUCAGUUAAAACCAGUGAGGAUAACAAAUCCUCCACCAAAUCAGAAUGAAAGUCCAUGCUCUGCACGAGUAUCCCCAAGCAUCAACCCACCUUCUACAUCACCAGAAGACAGCAUUUUUGGCUUCUGUCCUGGUAUGGUGGCCUCUCCCAUCCUCACUGUCCUGCUGGCGAUGAUCCCUCUACUGUCAUGAUGCACGCCUCCCAAAUAAAUAGGCAGCAAAAAUGAUUAGACAUUUUUCCCAGUUAUGCAUAUAUGUUAUAAUGACAGAGCAGGUUGUCAUUUUGCCCAAAUAUUGUGAAUUCUUUGUUCAACAACAAACUGGGAAACUGUGUAUUACCUUAAGAAAUCAACAUAUAUAUAUAUAAAGCCUGAACUUGUAGCUUCUAUUCAACAAUUUCUGGUAAGGGGACUUCAUUUGUACCAUUUAUAUACAUGCAGAUUUUUGAAUAUUGCAGCAAAAGCUUGUUUGAAGUAUGAUUUUGUUUUAUGAUAACAGGUACACCUAUUCACAGCUCUUCAAUUUCUGAAUCAAAUCCAUAAUAUUCUGUUUGAAAAUUAAAUAUUUUCACAAAUAUUUAAUCACAUGCUAAUUUAAACAUGGGUACUUGGUGGCUUAAUGGUAAAGGACAUAUUUUAAUUAGAUAUGUGUGAUAUUUUGCUUUGGAAAAGCUGAACAAGUGAAUUAAACUAAGAAAAAUCCA
Messenger RNA from Gambusia affinis (western mosquitofish), 2572 nucleotides. RefSeq names its product meprin A subunit beta-like. Gene Ontology annotation, molecular function: zinc ion binding; metalloendopeptidase activity; protein binding. Lineage: Eukaryota; Metazoa; Chordata; Actinopteri; Cyprinodontiformes; Poeciliidae. The record is from RefSeq and is a predicted model, not a curated record. The transcript is spliced from 16 exons. Bases 46 to 2061 code for a protein of 671 amino acids. Gene Ontology annotation, biological process: proteolysis. Gene Ontology annotation, cellular component: membrane.